GGCCGUCAGCAUUGAAGCCUUUUUCGGUCGGUGCGCCCCUGCGUUUGGAGCCAUGGGUUGUACGGUGAGCGCCGAGGAUAAGGCUGCCGCGGAGAGGUCAAAGAUGAUCGACAAAAACCUCCGAGAGGACGGAGAGAAGGCAGCCAGAGAAGUGAAACUGCUUCUGUUAGGUGCUGGGGAAUCUGGGAAGAGCACCAUUGUAAAGCAGAUGAAGAUCAUCCAUGAAGAUGGCUACUCAGAAGAUGAGUGCAAGCAGUACCGAGCAGUGGUUUAUAGUAACACCAUCCAGUCGAUUAUGGCCAUUGUUAAAGCCAUGGCCAGUCUCAAGAUAGACUACAGCAGCCCUGGCAGAUUGGAUGAUGCCCAGCAGCUCUUCGCCCUGUCUGCAGCUGCUGAAGAACAGGGCAUCUUUCCCGAUGAUCUGUCCAAAGUGAUGAAGCGAUUGUGGGGUGACAGCGGCAUACAGAGUUGCUUUGCACGGUCGCGAGAAUACCAACUCAACGACUCUGCAGCAUAUUACCUGAAUGAUCUGGAGAGGAUAGCUAAAGCAGAUUACAUUCCUACCCAGCAAGAUGUGCUGCGAACUCGGGUCAAGACCACUGGCAUUGUGGAGACUCACUUCACUUUCAAGGAACUGCACUUCAAAAUGUUUGAUGUUGGAGGCCAACGCUCAGAGAGAAAGAAGUGGAUCCACUGUUUUGAGGGAGUUACAGCCAUCAUUUUUUGUGUUGCACUGAGUGCUUAUGACCUGGUGCUGGCUGAGGAUGAGGAGAUGAACCGAAUGCAUGAGAGCAUGAAGCUGUUUGACUCCAUCUGUAACAACAAGUGGUUCACUGAGACCUCCAUCAUCCUCUUCCUCAACAAGAAGGAUCUCUUUGAGGAGAAGAUUACUCGCAGCCCCCUUACCAUCUGCUAUCCAGAAUACACAGGAGCCAACAAGUUUGAUGAAGCAGCAAGUUACAUUCAGACCAAGUUUGAGGACCUGAACAAGAAAAAGGACACAAAGGAGAUCUACACCCACUUCACCUGUGCCACCGACACCAAGAACGUGCAGUUUGUCUUUGACGCCGUCACUGACGUCAUUAUUAAGAACAACCUAAAAGACUGCGGCCUUUUCUAAAGGGCAAUGCCUGAUGCACACAAACUGCAUGAGAGACUGCAACAGCCAUUGUGAUGAUUGCUGCUUUUCAUAAUGAAAACCAUAACAGACUUGAUUCCUAGAGGGGAAACCUUAAAGAACUUCAACAUUCACUGAUUUGCAACCAUCACAUUAACAGUUGUGUUCAUAUUUUUUUAUAUGUAUAAAUUUCUUAUUGGUCUUGGGGUUCUCAUACUAUUCUUACUGAGUGCCUGUAAAUAUAUAUUCGACCAAGGACCCCUAACUGGUUUUUAAAUUAAUUUGUAACCUAAAUAAGAUUAUCCAAGUGAAUGAUCAUUGAUCAUUGUUGAAAGAGUACAACUUAUCA
Messenger RNA from Anoplopoma fimbria (sablefish), 1466 nucleotides. RefSeq names its product guanine nucleotide-binding protein G(i) subunit alpha-2. Lineage: Eukaryota; Metazoa; Chordata; Actinopteri; Perciformes; Anoplopomatidae. Gene Ontology annotation, biological process: gamma-aminobutyric acid signaling pathway; adenylate cyclase-modulating G protein-coupled receptor signaling pathway. The record is from RefSeq and is a predicted model, not a curated record. Gene Ontology annotation, cellular component: heterotrimeric G-protein complex. Gene Ontology annotation, molecular function: G-protein beta/gamma-subunit complex binding; GTPase activity; G protein-coupled receptor binding. Bases 53 to 1120 code for a protein of 355 amino acids. The transcript is spliced from 9 exons.